AUGGGUGCUCGGAUCGAAACACAACGUGGGAAAUGCAAGUUAAAACGAAUCUGUGACUGCCCUGAGGCUGAGUAUAUUGAUAAUAAUAUCGGUCAAUCAGCGAGUGAGAACGAGGCCGAAUUAAGUGACACUCAGGAGGAAUCUAGUGAGGAUAAGGAGGUUGUGGUUACUACUAAGCCUUUCCAGUUAUCUACGGAGAACCCUCAGAAGCGGCUUAAGAGAUAG
Molecule: messenger RNA, 225 nt
Organism: Penicillium vulpinum
Lineage: Eukaryota; Fungi; Ascomycota; Eurotiomycetes; Eurotiales; Aspergillaceae
Exons: 4
Coding region: 1-225 (74 amino acids)
Source: RefSeq, a predicted model, not a curated record